AUGCAUAGUCAGAACCUGAAACUGCGUCGGCUUCUCAGCAAGAGGGCUAGCGUGUUGGAACUGAAACAUCUGCCGGUGCAAAAUGCAGUCGGUAUGAAGAGCGAAUCUGAGGCUGAGGCUGAAUAUGCAGUUCAUGAUGUUCAGAUGCCAGAAUACUUAACGCCCAAGACAUUGGAUGGGGAAACCUUCGAUUUCAAUGUUAUAAAGACAAAAGCGCAACCAGACUACGCCAACUUGGACACAUUUCAUCGUGCUGUCUGUCCGAUCAUGCUGUUGGCGCAAUGCUUUGCCGUAAUGCCAUUAAGGAACGUUCGGCAGGCCAAUCCGCGUCGGAUACGUUUCGCCGUCCGGUCUUUGCAAAUGCUGUGCACCCUUACAUUCCUGAUCGCCAGCUCCAUAUUGUCCCUAUCUACACUGAAGCAUUUGCUGAAAAUAGGCGUAAAUGCCAAGAAUUUUGUUGGCCUGAUUUUCUUUGGCUGCGUUCAAGUUGCCUGCGUUCUAUUCAUAGUCUUGGCCCAUCGUUGGCCCCGUCUGAUACGCUUUUGGACCCGUACAGAGUUGCCAUUUACUCAGAUACCCUACGAUAUUCCCAAACGCAAUUUGUCGCAACGCGUGCAACUCUCCGCUAUUAUAAUCAUCGCACUAUCGCUGGGAGAACACGCCUUCUACUUGAUCUCUGCGGUUUUAAGCUUUAAGCGUCGCAUUGAGAUCUGUUCGCCAAAGCAUAAUACCACCGCUGUCGUAUCCUUUGAGAAUUACAUAAAACAGAACUAUGAUUAUGUAUUUCAGAUAUUACCCUAUAGUCCGUUCAUAGGAGCCUACAUACUGUUGGUCAAUGUCACUUGCACUUUUAUUUGGAACUACAUGGAUCUAUUCAUCAUGAUGAUCAGCAAAGGGAUUGCCUAUCGUUUUGAACAGAUUACGGCGCGUAUUAGCAAGCUAGAGCUGGAGGAGAGUGUGCCUGAAUCCACUUUCCUGGAAAUUCGUGAGCAUUAUGUAAAUAUGUGCGAGUUGCUCGAGAACGUAGACGAUCAUUUAUCGGGCAUUAUAUUGCUAUCGUCCAUGAACAAUUUGUACUUUGUUUGCUUUCAGUUACUGAACAUAUUCAACCAAUUACGCUGGCCCAUCAACUACAUAUACUUCUGGUACUCCCUACUCUAUCUGGUUGGACGUACGGCGUUUGUUUUUCUCACUGCGGCAACGAUUAAUGAUGAGUCCAAGGGUGCGUUGGGGGUCCUUCGUCGCGUCUCAAGUCGUGCCUGGUGCGUCGAGAUUGAACGCUUAAUCUUUCAAAUGUCCACCCAAACGGUGGCAUUGUCGGGCAUGAAAUUCUAUUUCCUCACCCGCCGCCUACUCUUUGGCAUGGCAGGCACCAUUGUCACCUAUGAGCUUGUUCUUUUGCAAUUCGAUGAACCUAAUCGCGCCAAAGGACUAACGUCCUUUACGCUUCGUUUAAUUAGACAUACGGCAGUCAGCAUGUCCUGCAGAGCACUUAGUCUAAGCCGACAGUCCCAUUUCAACAUGCCACAGAGCGAAACGUUUCAUCGCGCUGUUUCCAAAGUGCUUUUCAUUUCCCAAAUCUUUGCAUUGUUUCCCGUAAGUAAUGUGGGAGCUCGUCAUGUGCAAGAUCUGCGCUAUCGCUGGCUUAGUGCCCGCACCUUCUACUCGGGCUUGAUAUUGGCUCUAAAUCUGUGUGAAUUCGGUACCGUGUUGAAUUAUGUAAACAACGUGGCUAUAACUUUUCAUAAUUCAAGCUUGCUAUCGCUUUUUGUUGUAUGCUUGUUGGAGCAUAUAUUUUUCUGGCGAUUGGCCAUCAGUUGGCCAAAAAUAAUGAGCAGCUGGCAGCGUGUUGAUGAGCUCUUUCUUAAGGUGCCUUAUCGAUACUACAACGAAUACAAAAUGAAGUGGCGCAUCAAUGUGGUGUUUAGCUUCGUCAUGAUCUCAGCUUUGGUGGAGCAUUUUUUGCUGCUAAUCAUUUCAUUCCAUUUGAGCGACUUGGAGCGAACGCAGUGCAAGAUUAAUGAGAGCUUCUUCGAGAGCAUCUACAAAUGGGAAAGACCACAUUUAUUUAUGAUUCUGCCCUAUCAUGCCUGGCUGCUGCCUCUCUUUGAGUGGCUCAACUUGACCAUUGCCUAUCCACGAUCCUUCACGGACUGCUUCAUCAUGUUUGUGGGCAUCGGCCUGGCUAAGCGGUUCCACCAGCUUCAUAGCCGCAUUGCUGCCGUUCACUUGAAAGCCAUGCCUGCUAUAUUUUGGACCGAGGUUCGUCAACAUUAUUUGGAGCUUAAGCGUCUGGUGCGGCUUGUGAAUGCAGCCAUUGCUCCCCUGGUGCUGCUCGCAUUUGGAAACAACAUGUUCUUUAUAUGCUUUCAGCUCUUCAACAGUUUUUCAAACAUUGGUGUUGACUUUAUUGUGGUGCUGGCCUUCUGGUAUUCGUUGACUUUUGCUGUUUUGCGUACCAUGCUUACUAUUUUCAUUGCCUCGUCCAUUAAUGUUUUUGAAAAGAAAAUAAGUACAGCAUUGCGGGAUGUGCCGUCCAGAUCAUGGUCUAUUGAGGUUCAACGCUUUAGCGAGCAACUGGGCAACGACAUGACGGCUUUAUCGGGCGAAGGCUUUUUCUUUAUUAGGCGUCAGCUUUUUUUGGCCAUGGCCACAACCAUAAUAACUUACGAACUUAUGAUAUCCGAUGUAAUUAAUAAGGGCGCCAUCCGACAAAGGACAAGUUAUUGUAAGGAUAACUAA
This is a messenger RNA of Scaptodrosophila lebanonensis, 2742 nucleotides long. RefSeq lists its product as uncharacterized. The record is from RefSeq and is a predicted model, not a curated record. Gene Ontology annotation, molecular function: sweet taste receptor activity. The transcript has 14 exons. NCBI's taxonomy places the organism in Eukaryota, Metazoa, Arthropoda, Insecta, Diptera, Drosophilidae. The coding region runs from base 1 to 2742 and encodes 913 amino acids. Gene Ontology annotation, cellular component: membrane. Gene Ontology annotation, biological process: detection of chemical stimulus involved in sensory perception of taste; sensory perception of sweet taste.